Molecule: messenger RNA, 1779 nt
Organism: Coregonus clupeaformis (lake whitefish)
Lineage: Eukaryota; Metazoa; Chordata; Actinopteri; Salmoniformes; Salmonidae
Exons: 12
Coding region: 32-1138 (368 amino acids)
Source: RefSeq, a predicted model, not a curated record
UGGAGGUGGAGGUGUCAUCUCAGAACUGAAAAUGUUUUUGUUUCAAGUGGCUUUUUUGGUUGCUGUUUUGCAAGUCUAUCCAACCUACGCUGUCGGGGAUCAAGCAUGUACUUUGGUGGAAAUUUCCUGUGGAAAAUUGAAGAGCAGGGAUGGUGGAUACGUGUAUCUAUACAACAUUACAGGGGUAUUAGACAUUGCGGUGUUCAACAAUAAUGGGACUGCCAUUGCCAACAGUGGAGGGGACAAGCCAAUGGAAGUUGUUAAGAAUGAGGUGGUAACGAUGAACAACAGUGCCCUCACCCUCUAUAAAUGUCAAAAUCUGAAAAUGAACUUCAUUUACAUUGAUUCUACACAGCAGAAGGCUGGAACUGAGUCUAAUGGUAAAGAACCCCCCGUUAAGGAGAGCUGUUCCCAUUACAUUGUCAAAGAUGGAGACAAUCCUGAUACAAACCGUGGUGACACUGGUUUGAACUGGAUAAUCAUUGUUGUCGUGGUGGUCAUUGCUGGUCUGCUCUUAGUGCUUUUAUGUGUGCAUAAACCUUGGAGAGACAAACAGCGCAACCAAGGCCACAGAGACGUGGAAGAGGGUCAGGGCAAUCCAGAACCAAUCUCCAUUCCUCUGAUGCAGAAUGAGCAACGUGAUGCCAGGGUUAACGGCCAGACUGAUGACGCACAGCUUCUGGGUCAACCUCAGAGCAAUGGAUGCGUGCCAUAUAGAAGGGAAUCACACCUGACCGAUGGGGCUCCAGGUCAGUGUGCUGGUGAGACUUCACCCCUCUUCUGCAGAAGCCCAGUAGAGGAAGGUGUGCUAGAAGGGGAGGACAGGAAGCCCACAGACAGUGGGGGAACAUACCCUGAAUCCUGUCAGAAGACACAUGCUGAACCCCCUGACAUCAGGGUUAACAACAAGACCAAGGAACUGACUCCUGAUGCACAGAGUCCAGGACCUCCUCAGAUGAAUGGACGACCUCCCAUGUCUAACAGAGUUGCAAAGGAGACCACUGGUCUAUUGGACAAACAGGCCUUGGACAAGGACCAAGUCAGCAAACCUGAGUUAAUAGACAAAGGACCUAAUGACAUGGAGUCAAGAACAAGCGGUGGACGUUUGUAUAACAACAGAGAACCUAAUAAGAUAUGAUAAGAUACAGUAAUAUAUGAUAUACAGUGCAUAUUAUAAGAUACACAUAUGUGACUAGCUUCAUCAUAAUCAGUCAUAUCAACCCCAAGACACAUUCUGAGCAGUGUGUUUUAAUGAACAGUGAUUUUCAGAAACCUCAACAGUUUAUUAAGUUAAUUCUCUAUGCGACUGCUGUAAUCUGGAUAGGUUAGGAAACAUGUUCUAGUGAAAUCAGUUGAAAUUCAAAAACAGCCCAAGACUUUUAGAUAACUAAAAUGACAAAAUUACUAUUAUCUAAAUUAUUAUUAUCUACAUUUUGUAUUACUAUUGAAAAUGACUGCGACUUAUGACUGAUUAUGAUACAGCAUGUCACAUAUUAGCUAUACAACAUUAUAAUGAUAUGAAAGUAUGGUAAGAUCAUACUUACACUAGUAUUGUAUAAUAUACAUACAAGCUAAUAUAUAUCACAUUCACAUGAGAAGAUGGAUAAAACGUAAACCUCUUUACUAUAGACAUUUCCAAGGUCAUGAGGUCUCAAUGUCUUGUGGACAUGUCAAAUACAGCUAAACAUUGACCCAGCGUUAUUUACACAGUAUAUACAAAAGUAUGUGGACACCGCUUCAAAUGAGUGGAUUUGGCUAUUUCAGCCACACCGUGUCUGA